CACACUGACUCUGGCUGACCAGUUGGCUUGUGGCAACGAGGGCAGUCCUGGGCGCUGCCCGCAGGUCCCUUAGCCAGCCAUGGCGCGGCCACUGAACAUGGACACCCUACAACAGAACUUCUGGAAGGAGGAGUACAACAAAGAGCUUGUGAUGCGCUACCGCUGGCACCAGAAGUACGGCGCCAUCGUGAAGGCCAAGCAGCAGGCGCAGAGGGAGCGUCGGAAGAAGGCUGUAGACAACACCUUACGGCUCCCCUCUGUCAAGCCCGCCCCACUGGACGUAACCCCCCAGCGCCCCAUCCCGCCUCUCACGGCAGCCCCCGCAGGGCUGGCGCGGGAACGGGACCUGACCGGGGUGGACGCCGCGAUCCUGGAGAUGGAAAUGAAGCCUGCGCCUCGGGAGUUGCGCAACCUCCUGUACCAGGGCAUCUCGCACGAGGACGAAGGGCGCAAGCGCUACCUGAAGCUGCGCCUGCUCUUGAACCCGGAGGACAAAUAUACCUUUCCUGUCACCACCAACUUCAACUAUGGCUGGCAGAUGGGGAAACUGGCCACCAGCCACGUCGCCCCCACCCCCAAGUGCCGCAUCGACAGCUUCUUCCGCAAGAACGGCGCCUUCUCCCUGCUCCACCCGCGCGACGUGGCCCUCUGAGCGAGACCUGCCUGCUCCCCCGGCUUCGCGCUUGCAAACAAAGCUCUACAUGUUUUA
This is a messenger RNA of Podarcis raffonei (Aeolian wall lizard), 709 nucleotides long. It is a transcript of the gene SPMIP1, whose product is annotated as ATP6V1F neighbor. Bases 80 to 652 code for a protein of 190 amino acids. Lineage: Eukaryota; Metazoa; Chordata; Lepidosauria; Squamata; Lacertidae. The transcript is spliced from 2 exons. The record is from RefSeq and is a predicted model, not a curated record.